UUUCUUAGAAUUUUAUAUUAAACAAAAUAAAAAAAUGUCUUAAAAUUUAAACCGUCUGAUCUUAAUGAAUUGCUGACUGUAUGCAGUCCGACUGCAUUCAAUCCAAUUUCGUUGUCUGCACGGCGAACGCUAGUCUCUACUCUAUAAAAGGGAAGGCUUAAUAUACUCGUUUUUCAAGAACAUACAUAACUUAGAUAUCAUACACAUUUGAAACUUAAACAAAGAUGAGUUACAUUGCUGAGAAAAAGCCACAUGCUGUGGUGAUUCCAUAUCCAGUUCAAGGCCAUAUCAAUCCAUUAUUCAAACUAGCAAAACUUCUUCACCUUAGAGGCUUUCACAUAACUUUUGUUAACACCGAAUACAAUCACAAACGCUUGCUCAAAUCGAGGGGUCAAAAAGCCUUAGCUAGUUUAACUGAUUUUAUCUUUGAGACUAUUCCAGAUGGUUUACCUCCAAUGGAAGGUAAUGGUGAUGUUAGUCAAGACAUACCAUCUCUUUGUCAAUCAGUGAGAAGGAAUUUCUAUCAACCCUUUUGUGAACUUCUUGCUAGACUUAAAGAUUCUGCCAUUUCUGGUCAUAUCCCACCAGUUACAUGCUUAGUUUCUGACUGUUACAUGUCAUUUACCUUGCAAGUUGCUCAAGAACUGGCACUCCCAAUUCUUUUUUGUGCCCCUGGUAGUGCAAGUUUCUUCUUGUCUACUUUGCACUUUCGUACGCUAUUAGACAAAGGUCUAAUUCCACUCAAAGAUGAGAGUUAUCUGACAAGUGGAUAUUUAGACAACAAAGUAGAUUGUAUUCCAGGUAUGAAAGACUUUCGGUUGAAGGACCUUCCUGACUUCAUAAGGACAACAAAUCCUAAUGAUUCCAUGGUAGAAUUUCUCAUUGAAGCAUCAGAUAGAUUCCACAAAGCCUCUGCUAUUGUUUUUAACACUUAUAAUGAGCUUGAGAGUGAUGUAAUGAAUGCACUCUAUUCUAUGUUCCCUUCUUUAUAUACCAUUGGCCCUUUAUCUUCAUUUUUAAAUCAAACUCCACAGAAUAAUUUGGCUUCUUUAGGUUCCAAUCUAUGGAAAGAAGAUACCAAGUGUCUCGAAUGGCUUGAAUCCAAGGAACCUGGGUCAGUUGUUUAUGUGAAUUUCGGCAGCAUUUCAGUUAUGACUCCAGAACAAUUACUAGAGUUUGCUUGGGGUUUGGCCAAUAGCAUGAAAACCUUUUUGUGGAUCAUUAGGCCCGACCUUGUCAUUGGUGGCUCGUUUAUUUUGUCAUCCGAGUUUGAGAAUGAAAUUUCAGAUAGAGGCCAAAUUGCAAGUUGGUGUCCGCAAGAGCAAGUACUAAACCACCCUUCAAUUGGUGGAUUCUUGACUCAUUGUGGAUGGAACUCAACCAUUGAAAGCAUAUGUGCUGGAGUUCCAAUGUUGUGUUGGCCGUUCUUUGCCGAUCAACCAACAAACUGUAGAUAUAUAUGCAACGAGUGGGAGAUUGGAAUGGAAAUCGAUACUAAUGUGAAGAGGGAGGAGGUGGAGAAGCUAAUCAAUGAAUUGAUUGUCGGAGAGAAAGGAAAGAAGAUGAGGCAAAAGGCCAUGGAGUUGAAGAAGAAGGCAGAUGAGAACACUAGUCCAGGUUGUUGUUCAUACAUGAACUUGGACAAAGUUAUUAAGGAGGUCUUGCUUAAACAAUAUUAGAUGAAAGUCCUUUAUUUUAAAAAAUGUAGUUGUGUGUUUAUCCAUCUCUUGAAUUUGUUUGAAUGCCAAGCAAAAAUGAUGCAUUUAUAUUAU
This is a messenger RNA of Trifolium pratense (red clover), 1772 nucleotides long. Its product is annotated as 7-deoxyloganetin glucosyltransferase-like. The record is from RefSeq and is a predicted model, not a curated record. Gene Ontology annotation, molecular function: UDP-glycosyltransferase activity. The coding region runs from base 225 to 1679 and encodes 484 amino acids. NCBI's taxonomy places the organism in Eukaryota, Viridiplantae, Streptophyta, Magnoliopsida, Fabales, Fabaceae. The transcript has 2 exons.